AUGAGUGCGACGAACUUGGAGCAGUAUCUGAAGAACAGACGUCGGCGGUCGUCUGUUUCCCUGGCUCAGAUGCCAGGGAGGGAUACUGUCAAACUACACCGCGAGGAAACCAGUAACAGUCUCCACAUGGGACGGCGAACCUCCAUAUUCUCUUCGGAACCUCUCUGGGAACCAAAGGCAGCGUCCUCUACCAAUAAAGAAGGCCGGACGUCAAAAUCCAACCUGCUGGACAAGAGUACUCUCUAUUCCGUCAAAAGAGAAAACAUAGCCAGCCGGGAGAUGGAAUUCCGGACAAGACCCAUCGUCAGACACUCGGACGAUCCAAACUUCAACAUAGAGCAGAAGAAGGAGAGGGAUUAUAUAAUGAACGCUCGCCUCGGCGACAACAGUUUGGGGAAAUUCGCCAGGGCCAUCAUUCAGCACUUCUUUAAAGCCCCCGUUCCCAAAUCUCACCCCGGAUACGGGAUGCCACGUCCAGAAACAAGGGAGUCUAACCCGUUCAGGGUCAUGAUGCAGGACCUUCAGAGAGAUCCCAGCAUGCUGCAGAUUAGUGCGUUUCCGUCUCUCACAACUCCUGUAAAGUGCGAGAGCGGAAAUGAGUUUUGCGAGAUUUUAGGAUCUAGCGCUUGUUCUACCUGUAUUGAGAAAACCAAUCGAUAUAUUGGAGAUGAAUUACAGAGAAUCAUGUUUCCUAAAUUAGAUUUGACGCGCCAAAGGCUGGUACAACCAAAAUUAGCGCGCGUCAUGAAGGAGGGUCAUAUGAUGCAAGUUCGGAAACGGAGACUGAGAGAAUUACACUUCCCGGACCAUUUCUCCGUACUUAAACGUCGAGAAACGCACAUUACUGAUAAAAGUGCUCAUUUCAAGAAAAGUGCCAAGAAGAAGAAAAAGAUGAAGACACUCACUUCUUUCGUUCGCUCCACACCGAUGACACCAGGUAUAGCACUGGCGACAGUGAAGGAAGAAUCACUGGCCAGCGCCUAAGGCGUAGGAGUUUUGCUGUUAGCGCCUAAGGCGUAUGGAUGUUUUAUUAGUAACUAAGGCAGAGGAAUUUUGUUAACAGUGCAUUUCUAACUUCAUUUUCUGUGUGUUGUCAUUAGGCAAGCCUCCUGGAUAUCCUUUAAUUUAUGACUUUCGGAUUGUGACCCUCCUUUCGAUUUGUGAAUGCAACAUGUUACACAAACCUCGCUUAGAUACAUCUCCAACAGAUGCAAUGCACGUAACACACCCUUAAUGUAUUUCAUCCCGAACUUUCAUCAUUUCAGGUAACAAGUGCUCAGAAAUAAAUGCGGGAAUGUAAUACAACAGUGAACUUGUUUUAUUGGGGGAUAUUGUACAUGUCUGUCUCUAUUGGGGAAUAUUGUACAGACCUGUCUCUAUUGGGGAAUAUUGUACAAAUCUGUCUCUAUUGGGGAAUAUUGUACAAAUCUGUCUCUAUUGGGGAAUAUUGUAUAUGUCUGUCUCUAUUGGGGAAUAUUGUAGAAAUCUGUCUCUAUUGGGGAAUAUUGUACAAAUAUGUCUCUAUUGGGGAAUAUUGUACAAAUCUGUCUCUAUUGGGGAAUAUUGUACAUGUCUGUCUCUAUUGGGGAAUAUUGUACAGACCUGUCUCUAUUGGGGAAUAUUGUACAAAUCUGUCUCUAUUGGGGAAUAUUGUACAAAUCUGUCUCUAUUGGGGAAUAUUGUAUAUGUCUGUCUCUAUUGGGGAAUAUUGUACAAAGCUGUCUCUAUUGGGGAAUAUUGUACAAAUCUGUCUCUAUUAGGGAAUAUUGUACAAAUCUGUGUGCAUUGCGGAAUAUUGUACAGAUCUGUCUCUAUUGCGGACUAUUGUACAUUUUACAGAACGAUGUUUUUCAGAGUUGAACAGAAAUAUUGAUUAGAUACGUGUGUCCCGUAACAAUGUAUGUUCCAGAAGACUUCUAUAGAAGUUUAUUUUGCAUAGACAUUCGAUUUAGCAUAAAUAAACAGUAAAUUUAGCAUAUAUAGACUGUAAAUUUAGCUUAUAUAGACUGUAUAUUUAGCAUAUAUAGACUGUAAAUUUAGCAUAUAUAGACUGUAUGUUUAGCAUAU
This is a messenger RNA of Ostrea edulis (European flat oyster), 2067 nucleotides long. RefSeq lists its product as uncharacterized. The record is from RefSeq and is a predicted model, not a curated record. NCBI's taxonomy places the organism in Eukaryota, Metazoa, Mollusca, Bivalvia, Ostreida, Ostreidae. The coding region runs from base 1 to 984 and encodes 327 amino acids. The transcript is spliced from 3 exons.